Neogale vison (American mink) is the source of this 1220-nucleotide messenger RNA. RefSeq names its product N-acetylglucosamine kinase (gene NAGK). The transcript is spliced from 10 exons. The coding region runs from base 66 to 1097 and encodes 343 amino acids. Gene Ontology annotation, molecular function: N-acetylglucosamine kinase activity. The record is from RefSeq and is a predicted model, not a curated record. Lineage: Eukaryota; Metazoa; Chordata; Mammalia; Carnivora; Mustelidae.
CGGCAGGGCGUGGGGAGGGGAGAGGAACACAGUGCGGCAACUUGGGCGGCGGCAGCAGCUAGGGCAUGGCGGCUCUCUACGGCGGCGUGGAGGGGGGAGGCUCACGGUCCAAGGUCCUUUUACUCUCAGAGGACGGGCAGAUCGUGGCAGAAGCAGAUGGACUCAGCACAAAUCACUGGCUAAUCGGGAUAGACAAGUGUGUGGAGAGGAUCAACGAGAUGGUGAACAGGGCCAAACUGGAAGCAGGGCUGGAUCCUCUGGUCCCUCUACGAAGCCUGGGCUUGUCCCUGAGCGGUGGGGUGCAGGAGGACGCAUUGAGGGUCCUGACAGAGGAGCUGAAGAACCGAUUUCCCCACCUGAGCGACAGCUACUUAAUUACCACAGACGCCGCGGGCUCCAUCGCCACAGCGACGGAGGCUGGUGGGAUCGUGCUCAUCUCUGGGACAGGUUCCAACUGCAGGCUCAUCAACCCCGAUGGCUCGGAGAGUGGCUGUGGUGGCUGGGGCCACAUGAUGGGGGACGAGGGCUCAGCCUACUGGAUUGCACACCAAGCAGUGAAAAUAGUGUUUGACUCUAUCGACAACUUGGAGGUGGCUCCUCAUGACAUUGGCUUCAUGAAAUACAUCAUGUUUGACUAUUUCCAGGUGUCAGACCGGCUAGGAAUCCUCACGCACCUGUAUAGGGACUUUGAUAAAUGCCGAUUUGCUGGGUUUUGCCAGAAGAUUGCAGAAGGUGCUCGGGAGGGGGACGCCCUCUCCCAGUUUAUCUUCAGGAAGGCUGGGGAGAUGCUGGGCAGACACGUGGUGGCAGUGUUGCCUGAGAUCGACCCGGUCUUGUUCCAGGGGGAGAUGGGCCUUCCCAUCCUGUGUGUGGGCUCUGUGUGGAAGAGCUGGGAGCUGCUGAAGAAAGGUUUCCUUCUGGCGCUGACGCAGGGCCGAGCGACCCAGGCCCAGAACUUCUCUGGCUUCACCCUACUGAAGCUGCGACAUUCCUCUGCCCUGGGUGGGGCCAGCCUUGGGGCCAGGCACAUCGGACAUCGCCUCCCCAUGGACUAUGCUGCCAACGCUGUUGCCUUCUACUUCCACACCUUCUCCUAGGGGGCUGGCCCUGGCUCCACCCCGCCUAGCCCUGUGGACAUUGGGUGCUGGAAAGGAGGCUUUUUUUAAAACAAACAAACAAACAAACACAUAUAAAAGAAAAUAAAUGCACUUUAUCCACUC